Pseudoliparis swirei is the source of this 3474-nucleotide messenger RNA. It is a transcript of the gene ccnc, whose product is annotated as cyclin C. Gene Ontology annotation, cellular component: mediator complex; nucleus. The record is from RefSeq and is a predicted model, not a curated record. Lineage: Eukaryota; Metazoa; Chordata; Actinopteri; Perciformes; Liparidae. The coding region runs from base 781 to 1710 and encodes 309 amino acids. The transcript is spliced from 12 exons. Gene Ontology annotation, molecular function: cyclin-dependent protein serine/threonine kinase regulator activity. Gene Ontology annotation, biological process: positive regulation of transcription by RNA polymerase II.
UUUAGAAAGUGACAUGUUACGUCUUUGUUUCGCAAACCGCCGUGUGUGUUGUGAGGCCUCGCGCUAGCUGCGGGGUUAUCGUAGGCCGACCGGUUCUCCUCCUCGACCCGUGCGACGAUAUAUAGAGAACGAUUUUAAUAAAGACCGAAGGCGAAUAUAUUCAAAGACGAAUGCUGUUCUUAUUUAUGCUGACUUUUGUAAUGUAUAUGCUUCGCGUCUGUCGGUGGUUUCUGUCGAAUCCGCUUCGCUACCCGCUAGCUGGGGGUCGAUGACGGGUUGAAUAUUAGAUUAGAUUAGAUUCAACUUUAUUGUCAUUACACAUGUACAAGUACAGAGCAACGAAAUGCACUUUGGCAUCUAACCAGAAGUGCAACAGAAGUAUCAUAAUAAAUACAUGACAUACAGGUUAUGCGGAGAUAUAAGUAUAUAUUUCUGGUGUUGCUAAACUAGUGCAAAUAUUCAGUGUAUAUUAACUCGAUAGUGCAACAAAUGGCAUAAAGUGUCUACAGUGCGCAUAGAGUGGUGUAUGAUGAUCAGAGGGGGGUAGAGUUCAAAAGAGUAACAGCUCUGUGGAAGAAGCUGUUGCUCUCGAUCACACAGCGGUAGAAAUUCACCAGGAUGGCUGAAGACAGGUGAUUCUUCUUCAGUGUCCUCAGAAAGAAGAGGCGCUGGUGAGCUUUCUUGACGAGGCUGGAGGUGUUGGUGUUCCAGGACGGGUCCUCCGAGAUAUGGGUCCCCAGGAACUUGAAGCUGGAAACACGCUCGACGGCCAUCCCGUUGAUGUGGAUGGGGUCGUGCGUGCUCUUGUUCUUCUUCCUGAAGUCCACGAUGAGCUCCUUGGUUUUGCUUGUGUUAAGGAGCUGGUUAUUGUCGGCGCACCACAUGGCCAGUCUGCAGUGGGUUCUGGACAAGCAGGACCUGAUGAAAGAGCGACAGAAGGAUCUGAAGUUUCUCUCGGAAGAGGAGUACUGGAAGCUGCAGAUUUUCUUUGCCAAUGUGAUCCAGGCUUUAGGAGAACACCUGAAGCUGCGGCAGCAGGUCAUCGCUACUGCAACUGUUUACUUCAAACGCUUCUACGCCAGGUAUUCCCUGAAAAGUAUAGAUCCAGUGCUCAUGGCUCCUACCUGUGUUUUUUUAGCUUCUAAAGUUGAGGAAUUUGGAGUUGUGUCCAAUACCAGGCUAAUCUCUGCGGCAACAUCUGUGUUGAAAACAAGAUUUUCCUAUGCCUUUCCAAAGGAGUUCCCAUACAGAAUGAAUCAUAUACUAGAGUGUGAGUUCUACCUUCUGGAGUUGAUGGACUGCUGCCUCAUCGUGUACCACCCCUACAGACCUCUGUUGCAGUAUGUGCAGGAUAUGGGACAGGAGGACAUGCUGCUGCCCCUGGCCUGGCGAAUAGUGAACGACACAUACAGGACGGAUCUGUGUCUGCUCUACCCUCCCUUCAUGAUUGCCUUGGCCUGCCUCCAUGUUGCCUGCGUGGUGCAGCAGAAAGAUGCCAGGCAGUGGUUUGCAGAGCUUUCGGUCGACAUGGACAAAAUCCUGGAGAUCAUCCGUGUCAUUCUGAAGCUCUACGACCAGUGGAAAAACUUUGAUGACAGAAAGGAGAUCGCCGCCGUGCUAAACAAGAUGCCCAAACCCAAACCUCCUCCCAACAGCGAGAGUGACCAGAGCUCCAAUGGGAACCAGGGCAACUCCUACAGCCAGUCCUAGCGCGGCGUCGACAUUUUCCUUCGGAAUCCAGAAUGCUGACGUAGAGACGGGUGUUUUUUUCUUUUUUCGAAAUGUCACUGUUGUGAUGUUGGCUGAAAAAGAAGAAGGAAAAAUCCCAUUUCAGCCCACUGAGAUGCCCCUUCAUCUUUAACCGACACCCCCAACGAACUCUGAGAGCCCCCGUCUUCACUCUUCCCCUCUCUGAUCAUCAUGGAGGGAGCGAGUAGCCACUGAAAUAUCUCGACUUCGCUCCGGACUUGAAAUUAACUUAAAAACUGAGGAACAUUUAAAGGUGUGUGGUGGGGGGGGGGAGGUGGUUAUAGGCCAGAUGUGAUGGUACAGAGGAAGCCCGCUUUAGUGUCGUUGUGAUGAUCCUGACAAUCUUGAACAGCACAGAGGAGCGAAUUUUUUCAUGUGGCGCUCCGUGGGGUUUCGAGUUAACUUGAUCACAAGUACUGUGUGUGUGUGUGUGUGUGUGUGUGUGUGUGUGUGUGUGUGUGUGUGUGUGUGUGUGUGUGUGUGUGUGUGUGUGUGUGUGUGUGUGUGUGUGUGUGUGUGUGUGUGUGUGUGUGUGUGUGUGUGUGUGUGUGUGUGCAAUGCGAGUGGCCAGCCUGGGUGGGUUUUCAUUCCUCAGGUACAUGGUGGUCUUCUCCGUCAAACGAUUGCAUCCUCUGCGGAUCUGAUUGGAUGUCACCCCGUGCGACUGACGUGAUUGGACGGCCCUGCUGCGUCAGGUCUCUGCUGGUUGAUCAAUAACCCGAGAGAAGGCUCCUCGUUAUGGUAGAAAUUAAUUCUUUGAAUACAAUGAUUUACUGUUUUCAAUCAUGACAACGUCGCCUCGUCCGUCCCCUCCCGCUUCCCUUUUGUAAAUAGCCGUAUAACUCUAUUCAUCUUAUCUUUCAUGUUUUGGCUUGAGUAAUGAAAAUAUAAAUGGAAAUCAUGAGCUGGUUUAGCUUUGUGCGCCAAAUAAAAGGACCAUCAUGAUUCUGUUGGUCUGCGGCAAAGCUAAUACUUCAUUUAAUUGCUUUAUUUUUUAUUUUUUACCUGUUGUGCUUUAGUUGUAGAGUUGUCUAAAGCUAUAUUUUGUUUUUCAUUGGUCAAGAAAGUACAUUUCUUUUCGGGGGGCCAAAAUGCAAAUUACAAUCGUUCUAGAUUUGUUGCAAACUUUUGGUUUUUAAUCUACCGUCUGCCAUCUAUUCAAUUGUUUUAUUGUGGCAAUAUGUGUGUAUGCAUAUACCUGUAGAUGUCUCUAUGUGUGUGUGUGUGUGUGUGUGUGUGUGUGUGUGAUUCAGUGGGAGCAUGUGUGGCUGGACUCAUAACAAGGGUGCUAGAAAGCCUCCCAAAAUGAAAGCUGCUGGUUACAGAGAACACCUGUCGUAAAAAAAAAAGCACAACGUUCAGGCCAACUGGAAGAAUUCCUUCUGGGGUUGAGUGUCGUCGCUUUGCUCGGAUGCGUCUUUUUCCUCGUCGGUUUCCUCGAUGUCUUCGUGUCGCUCUUGGAUAAACACAAACAAAAAAUGCACAAAAACAUGGCGUUAAAUGCCACGGAGGAGAGUUGUGUGCGGCCUCGUUCUGCGUCCUCUGACAUGCUCCUCCCCUCAUGACUUUACUGGGCGUGACAUAUUUAAAGGGAUUCACCACGCCUGAAUAAUCCGACUAGUUCUGGUAAAAACACAUUUUCCACAAUUGUUUUAUAACUUGAAAGUCUCUGUUCAUAAUUUUUUGGAGGAUCAUUGUAAUAAAAAUGUAUGAUGUGCAUAACGA